Molecule: messenger RNA, 3583 nt
Organism: Aethalodelphis obliquidens (Pacific white-sided dolphin)
Lineage: Eukaryota; Metazoa; Chordata; Mammalia; Artiodactyla; Delphinidae
Gene: PAQR8
Product: progestin and adipoQ receptor family member 8
Exons: 2
Coding region: 478-1569 (363 amino acids)
Biological process (GO): response to steroid hormone
Cellular component (GO): plasma membrane
Molecular function (GO): nuclear steroid receptor activity; steroid binding
Source: RefSeq, a predicted model, not a curated record
GAGCCUGGGGUUCUGUUCUGGAGGAUAGGGGGUUGGAGGGCCGGAACGCCGCGGCGGAGGUCCGAGGUGGCGGUCUGAGGGGUGCGUCGGGGACUCAGGAAACAUCUCGGCCUAGGGGACGGAAUCCCCUUGGUGGAAUGGGGUCAUGGCAAUCUCGAGAGGGCACCCACUCGAGAGAGCAAGACGGGCCACCCCAGACGGGGGCAGGUUGGGACCCCGCACCAAGCGAGCUCGGGGAGUGUUGGGACCUUGGGCGGGGGGACCAGGGAGGGGCGAACCUCGCUGACCCCACGCGGGCACCGCAGCGCCCUGUGCGUCUGUGGGCCCUCAGGCACAGACUCACAAAAGGGAGACCCGCGGGCCGGACGGGCUUUUGGUUGCACCUCGUAUUUCUGAGCUGGGUUAGAAGUGAUUUUGCCCAGGGAUCCGAUGAGAAGAGUCUGGGCUUAAAAGAACAGCUCUGGAGUGAGUUUUCAAAUGUACAGGUUGCAUCCCCGUGUAGCCAUGACGACUGCCAUCCUGGAGCGUCUGAGCACCCUGUCCGUGAGUGGACAGCAUCUGCGCCGCCUGCCCAAGAUUUUGGAGGAUGGGCUGCCCAAGAUGCCCGGCACCGUCCUGGAGACCGACGUGCCCCAGCUCUUCCGGGAGCCCUACAUCCAUGCUGGGUACCGCCCCACUGGCCACGAGUGGCGUUACUACUUCUUCAGCCUCUUCCAGAAACACAACGAAGUGGUCAACGUCUGGACCCACUUGCUGGCGGCUCUGGCCGUCCUCUUGCGGUUCUGGGCCUUUGUGGAGGCCGAGGGCCUGCCGUGGACCUCUGCCCACACCCUGCCCCUGCUCCUCUACGUCCUGUCCUCCAUCACUUACCUCACCUUCAGCCUCCUGGCCCACCUGCUGCAGUCCAAGUCCGAGCUCUCCCACUACACCUUCUACUUUGUGGACUACGUGGGCGUGAGCGUUUACCAGUACGGCAGUGCCCUGGUCCACUUCUUCUACACCUCCGACCAGGCCUGGUACGAGCACUUCUGGCUUUUCUUCCUGCCCGCAGCCGCCUUCUGUGGCUGGCUAUCUUGCGCCGGCUGCUGCUACGCUAAGUACCGGUACCGCAGGCCUUACCCAGUCAUGAGGAAGAUCUGUCAGGUGGUGCCGGCGGGGCUGGCCUUCAUCCUGGACAUCAGCCCUGUGGCACAUCGCGUGGUUCUGUGCCACCUGUCUGGCUGCCAGGAGCAGGCGGUCUGGUACCACUCCCUGCAGAUUGUCUUCUUCCUGGUCAGUGCCUACUUCUUCUCCUGCCCGGUUCCGGAGAAGUACUUCCCGGGUUCCUGUGACAUCGUGGGCCACGGGCAUCAGAUCUUCCACGCCUUUCUGUCUGUCUGCACACUGUCCCAGCUGGAGGCCAUCCUCCUAGACUACAGGGGGCGACAGGAGAUCUUCCUGCAACGCCACAGCCCCCUGUCCAUCUACAUGGCCUGCCUCUCCUUCUUCUUCUUGGUCACCUGCAGUGCAGCCACUGCAGCCUUCUUGAGGCAAAAAAUCAAGGCCAGACUGACCAAGAAAGAUUCUUGAGGCCGGCAGGUGGGGUGCGGUGUGGAGCUGGCCUGAUAUGAUUUGGGGAAAACUUGAAUCAGCAGUAGGAGUUGACUUUUUGUUUUUUAGAGCAGGCUUUUAAAUGAGUACAUAUUUCCAAGGGUGGCUGUGGCUAUGGCCUUAGGAAGCCAAAGGGUCCAAGAGUUUUGCUGUUAUUGUUGUGAAUGAAAGUAUCCCUUUAUCCUCUGGGCUGUAGCCUUACGAGACACAGGAAGGGAAGGGACCUUGGCUAAGAUUCAUCGGACACUGAAUUAAGAACCAUCUUCAUGCCUGAAAAUUUAGUAGAAUUCCGACUGUGGCCGCCAGGGGCAAGGCCUGGUGUAAAGGGAUAAUCCAACUGGACUGGAGAAGUUAGGAGGUGGCUGGACCACACUGUAUUGAAAUGAGCAUUCUUCUGUGAUGCUGGUCUUUGGUAAUUGGGUACCUUGACCCAAGGACCCGAUUUCAUUUGGAUUUCAGAUCGUCCUGGUGGAGAAGUCAGAAUCUUCAAGAAGAUUCCGUAAAACCCUCAGACCUCGUGAAUUACUCGGUUCGUCUCACUUCCAGUCCCUUCUCUGGCCCACUCUCUCACCGACCCUUUUCUCAGGAUGAUGUCUGCCUGGCUGUUUUCUCCCAAGUGCUGUUCACUCCCAUCUGUACCUUGCAUGAUGAUGAGAGGACGAUGAAGCAGUCAUACUUCCAGGAAAUGCUUGGAUCCAUGUGGACAUUCAGGAAACUUACUGUCAUAUAAUACUAAUGGAAACGGUAGUAGAAAAUACAGUGCCAAGAGCCAUCAGGAGGUCCAGCCAGCAAGCAUGGAUACCGUUUGGUGUCAUGGGACCCUUCUGGUUUAUACCUGUGCAUUGCAGGAUUACUUGAGAUCUGUUAGGGCUGCCUUACAUGCCAGAAGAUCUGGAGCUUUCUCCAGAGCAUCUUCUCCAGAUUUUGACCAACAUGUUCAAAAAGCCCCUGGUAGAGUGAAUUGGUUCUGAGAGUCCCACUAGGGAUCUGAUUAUUUCAAGAGGAACUCAAGGUCCAGCCUCUUAAAUAGAUGCUGCCCCACGAAGGACCCACAUAACUACCCUGGUUCAGGGUCCUCGGGGAGGCAGUUGUACCUCAGCUUAGAGCAACUUAAAUUAAUCAAGCCCCAGGACAGGCACAUGUGUGCAUUCAUGGUGGAUUGGUCCCUGAAGGCUCCUUUGGGUGAGGAUGGUGAACUGGGCACCCUGUAGGCAGAAUGUUCUGUUCAGGACAUAGCUGCCCAGCAGCUUCUAUGGGGUGAGGGAGGCUUGCAGUUGAUGUGUUCUGGCCACGCAGCCCCCCUGAGGACUGCCUUCUGCACUGAUCCAGUGAAGGGGGCUGCAUUGGAACCCUCCCCAGAGGCUGUAUUUCCUAUCAAUAUAAGGUCUGUUUACUAAAAAGGGAGGUGGGUUUUCAUUCCAGUUUGAUGAACCUCCUCUCUUCCUAGAUUACUUUGUUGUCUUCAUAUCUUUGUUUUCUUCCUUUCUCUUGAGAGAUGUGUAGGGUUUGUGCCUUAUAAAUGGAAAUGUACGAACUUAAUACACUUAAUACAUGGCCUUGUGGAAUUUUCAGUUUGGGGUUAUAGGGAUAAGAAAAAAAGAAUUAAUUGCCUUCCAAACCAUGGAUGAAAAAACUUAUGAAUAUCAGAAUUGCUUAUCCAUCAGAAGACUCUUUCAACCUGUAUUUUGGAGGGAAAAAUUCAACUGAGCCUUUCCUGUAAUCUUUAUAUCAAGAAAGCGUAUGUCAGGACCUCCCUGGCAGUCCAGCGGUUAAGACUCCCCGCUUCCACUGCAGGGGGUGCGGGUUCGAUCCCUGGCCGGGGAACUAAGAUCCUGCAUGCCAUGGGGUGGCCAAAAAAAAAAAAAAAAGCAAGCAUAUGUCUUGUCAGUUAUGUUGUUUUCCUAGAUGGAUUUCUCCUGGGAAUCCUCAAAUACCUGAACUUCUGUGCUACCCAAGUGUCUUACACGAGCUUCUGGCAUCCAGGCCAAAUUCA